This is a messenger RNA of Peronospora belbahrii, 963 nucleotides long. The record is from the annotation of a GenBank genome assembly. Lineage: Eukaryota; Oomycota; Peronosporomycetes; Peronosporales; Peronosporaceae.
AUGAAAAUGGAAGUACCUGCGCUCCAUCAUGACGCACUUCAGCAGCAAUUUGACGCUCUGUACAUGUCGAAAGUGAUGCAAAAUCUGAAUGAAAGUAACGAGACGCCACAAGUUAUUGCGAAUAAACUUGAAAACGCUCUGCGAAACUUGCAAGAAUUACAGCAAGAAUUUGUUAGGAAACAGUCCAAACAAAAUUUACUGGACCGAUUGGCGCAAGUAGAGACAUUGGAGGCCCUACAGCAGGCAGCGGUGGUAAGGAAGGCGCAGGUAAAAGCGGGUUUUGAGCAGGAGCAAAGGGAACUCCAGACUGCAGUGCAGGAGCGUAUACAUGCACUUGAAUUAUUAGAGAGACUAGGAGAUGAGGUAGAGCACGAAAAGCAACAGGUAAUUGAACAUGAACGAGCACGGGAAGUGCACGAGAGUGAUUUGGCUCAGUUGAAUGAGGUGUGGAAGAAGAUUCAGAAGAGAAAUGCACACCGCAAGGCUGCGGUGCAGGUAGCGACUGGGGUCAUGAUUACAGACGAGGAGGACUGCAAUCGUGUGCUCGAUCAGCAAACGCAGAGCAUUCAGGAAAUGCAUCAGAAGCAGAAACGGCUUGAGGAUCAGAAAAUCGAUAUUAGUACCCAAGUCAAGCGGACCAAGGGGACGAUUGAGAAUUUGUCGAAACAGAAUGACCUGAGGAGUAAGGAUGCUGAGGUGAAGCAACGAGAACAGGAUUACAUGACGCUUCAACAAAUGAAGAAAUGGUAUGACCACGUCAGAAGUAUCCAGGAAUCUCUCUCUGGACUGGAAAUUACGAAGAUAACCGAGGAUUACCUGGAAGUACAAGUUUUAAGGUCGCACUCGUUUUUGAGCUCUAAUGUAGCGUCUUCUGACCUUGUGGAGAUUGCCGUGCGCGACAAUAGCGUUCAGUAUUUAUUGUGCGAAUAUCGCGAACGUCUGCGUGAGUACCUACCGCAGUGA